UAGUGGUGGGCUUAGAAUUGGUACCGAAGUUUCAGUGCUGCGUGCUUUGGAAGGAAUGGAAGACCUAAUGUAUUGGUCAGUUUAUGCUGGACGUCGCAUAAUUUCAAGGUCAAGUGUAUCCUACAAAACCGGAAAAAAUAGAGUUAAAAGGCACAGUGUUCGUCAACACCCAUACAAUCAUCAGCGCCAAUUCAUGGAUGUUGAUGAUGAACAAACAUCAACGCAUCACCGACAAAAAUUACAAGUGAAGGUUGCAGGAAAGCACGGAAGAAAGAAAAGGGUAAAGAAAAAACUUCUAAAGCAAAAGAAAAGAAGUAUUGAAAACGCAAAAAGAAUGUUAGAAAUGAAACAAGUUGACAUAAUGGAAGGUCUUGACGAUAGAAUUGAAGAGACCUUAACUUCACCCAUUGUUGAUAAUCAGUUCGUAACAGAAUCUAGAACAAAACAUUACAGUCAAAGCUCAACUUAUUCAUCAUUAGAUGGUAUAGAGGAUUACGUUAAUUCUACAAAAGUUCCUGCCUACAAUAUUUUCAUCCACCAACCAUCGAAAGGAGAAACAGAAAUUGUUGACCGGUCAAAAAAGCUUCGAGACUUUUUGAUCCCUGCAUCUCAAAGUCAGAAAUCUUUAUCUAGCAAUACUUUCGGGUUGAACAGCAAUCCAUUCCACACUAUUCCGUAUCACCGUUCACCACUUAGGCAGGAACUCAAGUUGGAAAGCAAGGACGAAGCAGAUGAAGUUGAAGAAAUAUUCAAAAAUUUAUACCUCAAUUCUGUUGACAAUGAAUCUACUCUAUGA
This is a messenger RNA of Dentiscutata heterogama, 796 nucleotides long. The record is from the annotation of a GenBank genome assembly. Lineage: Eukaryota; Fungi; Glomeromycota; Glomeromycetes; Diversisporales; Gigasporaceae.